ACGGAUGCACUUCAGCGAGAAUGCCGUGUAGCUCAUGGGUGAAAGAGCCGAUGAGAGAACCAGUUGGGUGCUUCGGAGGGUCAGCACCAUCUUUGCUGUGCGCAAGGAGAAACUGGAGAAGUUCCUUCAACUUUUUGGAGAGGAUACGAGCUCCAGCCGAGUCCUGGACACUUUCCUCAAUGAGGUGGAAGUGCCAGCUGUUUUCUUUCAUUUGUCAACAAAUGCUGACAGCUGCACGACUUCCACCGAUUUGCCCACGGCAGCCCAGAUGAAGAAAAAGGUGUUGGCCUUGGUGCGGUCCAAGCACGAGGCGGAGAUUGACAUCAGUCUUCCACAGCGGCCUGUGGUUUUUAUAGAGUUGGGCAAGGGGAUCAUGGAUUUGAUCAACAGCUAUUGCCACUCCGUCUACCUCUCCGUUCUCAUGAACCCUGCGAACCAGCGGGGUUGGUCAGACCUGAUUUCUCGUGACCUCAUUGACAAGUUUCACAGCUUUUUGGCAACCCUGCAUGUGACUGUGGGUCUCAUGAAGGGCCAGACUCUCUUGCCUCUCCCACCCCGAGAAGCUGCACAGGACUCGGGCGACAAGAGCAAAACGACUUCGUCCAUCAGCAAGGACCGAGUUCAUGUGCUUGAAGGAGCCGUCAUCACCUGGACGAAGCAGGUUCGCUACGUGCUCAAGCAGGAACCAGAACACGUUUUUCGAGAAGGCAAUCCUCAACCAGAUGCCGAGCUGAAGUUCUGGCAGAAUAGAGCAAGCAACUUGAAUUCCAUUCAAAACCAGCUGCAGAUGGAGGGUGUAAAACGAGUUCUCCGCUUCUUGGAGGCCAACAAAAGCACCUACGUCUCACCUUUUGCCCGGCUGCAAAAGGAAGUGGAGGACAGCAGGGAAGAGGCAAAUGACAAUGUUCGCUUCCUGAAAACGUUGGAGCCGUAUGUGAAUAACCUCCUUUCCGAGUCAGCGGAUUUCGAGGCUUUGGAGCAAGUCUUUGACGACAUUUUCCACCUCUUGUUGCUCAUUUGGAGGCAUUCCAAGUACUAUAAUUCCUUGGCUCGCCUUGCAGUAAUUGUUCGGCAAGUGUGCAACAGUCUCAUCGCACAGGCCACUCGCUACAUCUCAGGGAGUAGUGUGUUUGAGAUGAUCCAAAACGAGGCGCAUGAAUGCCAUGCAAUGCUGGAGACGGUGAUGCGUGCAUUGAGAUCCCUCCAGGAUGCGUACCACACUUAUCAAAACCUGUCAGAGCAAGGCAGUUCCAGUGCAGCUGUGUUGACGAAGUCGGACGCCACAGGAGUCAUGGGAAGUGGUUGGCGGCUACGCAACAAUGUAGUUUUUGGCCGAUUGGAAGCCUUCGGGGAAAGAGUCUCUGAUAUCUUGGAUUUUGUGAAGACCGUCCUGCAAUUCCAUAAGCUUGAGCGAGUCGACAUUGGAGGC
Durusdinium trenchii is the source of this 1429-nucleotide messenger RNA. Lineage: Eukaryota; Dinophyceae; Suessiales; Symbiodiniaceae. The record is from the annotation of a GenBank genome assembly.